Molecule: messenger RNA, 1017 nt
Organism: Tupaia belangeri chinensis (Chinese tree shrew)
Lineage: Eukaryota; Metazoa; Chordata; Mammalia; Scandentia; Tupaiidae
Product: olfactory receptor 52D1-like
Exons: 1
Coding region: 1-1017 (338 amino acids)
Biological process (GO): G protein-coupled receptor signaling pathway
Cellular component (GO): plasma membrane
Molecular function (GO): olfactory receptor activity; G protein-coupled receptor activity
Source: RefSeq, a predicted model, not a curated record
AUGGAGCUGGAUUCAGCACUGCGUACACUCAAUCAGAGUAUGCUGUUCUCUGGGCCUGGGCCCUUUGUUCUGCUGGGAGUGCCAGGAUUAGAAGCCUUGCAUGCCUGGAUUUCUGUGCCUGUGUGUGUGCUGUAUGUGGCAGCCUUGUCAGGAAAUGCCCUUCUAUUAGGGCUGGUGGUAGCUGACAAGGCAUUUCGAACACCUAUGUACCAACUUUUGGGGCUUUUGGCAGCUACCGACUUGAUUCUGGCCACGUCCACUGUGCCCAAAGCUCUGGCUGUGCUCUGGGGCUUGUCAGGUGAGAUCUCUUUUGGGGCCUGCUUAACUCAGCUCUUCGUCGCCCAUGUUGCCUUCAUUGCUGAGUCCACAGUGCUGCUGGCCAUGGCUAUGGACCGCUAUGUGGCCAUUUGCCAGCCUCUGCGCUAUGGGGCAUUGCUAACCCAGCGUGUGGUAGGUACAGUGGCUGUGGCUGCUGUGGCCCGUGGUGCCUGUGUCAUGACACCCCCUGUGGUCCUGCUCCAGAGACUGCCUUACUGUGGGCAGCGGGUUCUGCCCCACACCUACUGUGAGCACAUGGGUGUGGCUCGGUUGGCAUGUGGGGACACACGUCCCAACGUCUGGUAUGGACUGGCCACUACACUGCUUUCCCCAGUCCUGGAUUUAGGGCUCAUCGGUGCUUCCUAUGCCCUCAUCCUCCAUGCUGUCUGCCAUCUGCCAUCCCAUGGAGCCCGCAGCAAGGCCCUGAGUACCUGUGGAGCACAUGCCAGUGUCAUUGCUCUCUUCUACACACCUGCCCUCUUCUCUUUCCUGGCUCAUCGUUUUGGUCGCUACACGGUGCCCAGCCACAUCCAUAUCCUACUGGCUAACCUCUACAUGGUGGUUCCCCCAGCCCUCAAUCCUGUGGUCUAUGGAGUACGGACCCAGCAGAUUGCUCAGAGGCUCAGGCACUUGCUUCAUCUCUGCUGGACAGGGUCAAUGAGGAAGGUGAGCCCUGAGAUGGCCUCACCACAGGAAUAA